Molecule: messenger RNA, 1742 nt
Organism: Chara braunii
Lineage: Eukaryota; Viridiplantae; Streptophyta; Charophyceae; Charales; Characeae
Source: the annotation of a GenBank genome assembly
GUUCGACAGGUCAUCCGGUGCGCCAAUUUCUGGCGCAACGUUCACCACGCUGUCGCUGUCACAUCGUGGAUAAACGAGUCGUGGACUUCCAUCGAGGCAGGGGCAGGGGCAUGACAGGUGAGACACAGUCGCGACCACAGGAGCGUGAUCCUGUGGAGGAGGUGCAGGAGUUCCUUGACGAGACGGCCAGACAAGCAGAGGCCGGGGGCGUUGAGGAGGGUGGAGGGACAGGCACAACACCAGAUUUGUCCGGAGCGGAGGUGGUUAUGACUACACGAGGGAGCAGUGUCGAUGACCAUCACGAUGGGGACGCACGAGGCCGAGCGGGGAAAAGGCCGGUGGAGAGUGGAGUUGAGGGCGUGCCGCAGGCGUGUAAUAGACAGCGGCAGUUCAGACUGGACGAGGUGUACGAUCAAGAUGCGCAGGCCGGAUUCAGGGACACCGUUUUGCAGUGGGUCUAUGAUUCCGGUAUCCCAUUUGCUGCAUUCAGGAGGCACUCAUGGCUUCGACACAGAGCAGUUGACCGCCAUGCCUCGCAGAGUCCGGUCAGUCUAUCCAUCGUUCAAGGACAUUGGGAUGACGGUAUUGUAGAUCAGCGAGGGAAGUUUACCAGGAUCUUGAGGGAGGUCCGUAGUUUGUUUGAGUCGGUAGGCGCCACUGUUUUUUCGAACGGUAGGCAGUCGCGAGACGCAAGGCCUAUAGUUAACUUCCUCACAGCUGCCAAGCGAGGUGCCCUCAUAUACGCUAUCGUCCAUAGAGACGGUUCAGUGCCUGAGAAGACACAGAUCGUCCUGAGGAGGUGGAAGGUCAUUUUGCGGUUUUUCCCUCCGAAGGACGUGUUGGCCAUUUGCACGGACUCUGCAUCGAACUAUACGUCGCCCGCAAAGCUCCUUGCAGAGGACUCCGAUCUGCAGAUCCGCCAUAUCGCUUGGCUCCCGUGUCAUCCGGUGCCAGGCUCUAUGGGUUCGACAGGUCGACCGGUGCCCCCAUUUCUGGCGCAACGUUCACCACGAUAUCGCUGUCAUAUCGCGGAUAGGCGAGCCGUGGACGUCCAUCGAGGCAGUGGCAGGUGCAGGACGGAUAGGACGCAGUCGCGCCCACAUGAGCGUGAUCUUGUGAAGGAGGUGCAAGAGUUCCUUGACGAGGAGGCCAGACAAGCAGAGGCCGGGGGCGUUAAGGAGGGUGAAGGGACAGACACAACACCUGAUUUGUCGGGAGAGGAGGUGGUUAUGACUGCACAAGGGAGAAGUGUCGCUGACCAUCACAAGGGGCACUCACGGGGCCGAGCGGGGAAGAGCCGAUUUCUGGCGCAACGUUCACCACGUUGUCGCUAUCAUAUCGCGGAUAGACGAGUCGUGGACGUCCAUCGACGCAGUGGCAGGGGCAGUACUAGUGGGAUACAGUCGCGAUCACAAGAACGUGAUCCUGUGGAGGAGGUGCAAGAGUUCCUUGACGAGGAGGCCAGGCAAGCAGAGGUCAGGGACGUUGAGGAGGGUGGAGGGACAAGCACAACACCAAAUUUGUCGGGAGAGGAGUUGGUUAUGACUGCGCGAGGGAGCAGUGCCGCUGACCAUCACGAGGGGGACGCACGGGGCCGAGCGGGGAAGAGGUCGGUGGAAAGUGGAAAUGAGGGCGUGCGGCAGGCACGCAAGAGAUAGCGGCAGUUCAGACUGGACAAGGUGUACGAUCUGGAUGGCCAGGCCUGAUUCAGGGACACCUUUUUGGAGUGGGUCUACGAUUCC